Molecule: messenger RNA, 1395 nt
Organism: Lodderomyces beijingensis
Lineage: Eukaryota; Fungi; Ascomycota; Pichiomycetes; Serinales; Debaryomycetaceae
Source: the annotation of a GenBank genome assembly
AUGGUCACGCUAAGGAAACGGAAGUUGUUGUACGUUGUCACAACGCUAGCAAUUACGGUGAUCUUGCUAUUGCAAUUGACGAUUGUCAACCACAGGCAACUAAUCAAUGAAGAUUGGUCUUUCAAGUCGUUGAGCGACAAAUUUGAUUUUUCGUAUCUACCGAAUUUAAGUGAAAACUUGAAGGCUUCGUAUAACUUGCUCAAUUUGCAGUCCAACCCCAGAUUGGAAAAAGGGUACAUAUUGGAGCCCAAUAACGUGCGCUUUGAAUUUGUCAACAAUGUCGAGAGGAAAGGCAACCCCACGGAAGUGGUUAGCGAAAUCACCAAAAAGUAUCAGGGGAUGAUGAAAGAGGAGGUCUUGAUGCCAAAAGACGCGGUGUUGGUGCCACCACCAAGCGAUUUGCUGCUGUAUGAACAUGCCAACGCCACCAUUGUAGCCCUCGUCAGAAAUGCCGAAUUGAGCAAAAUCGGGCAGAGCAUUAAGCGAUUCCACAAGUCCUUUAACCUGAAGUUCAAUUACACAUACACAUUCAUCAACGAUCAGCCGUUUACCGAAAAGUUCAAGACGAGGAUUAGAAAGUACACUGAAACUGCUCCAGUUGAAUUUGUCACUGUGGAUCCGCAGAUUUGGGACAAGCCGUCCUUUAUCGAUGCUGAAAAGGAAGCUAGGGAGAUGGAGAUUAUGCACAAGCACGACAUUGCCUAUGCCAAGCAAGGGUCUUACCACAACAUGUGUCGUUUUUACCUGGGUCAAUUCUAUAAUUUGCCCGAGUUGCAAAAAUAUAAAUACUACUGGAGGAUUGAGCCGCAGGUGCAAUUUUAUACCGAUGUGCAAUACGACAUUUUCAAAUAUAUGGAGGCUACCGAAAAAGUUUACGGAUUCACAAUCAGCUUAUACGAUAUUGAAGAAACUGUCAAGUCACUUUGGCCCGAGACUUUAAAGUACUUGAACAAGGGCGACAACUAUAAAUAUGUCAAUGAAAAUGGCAGUUUCCAGUGGUUGAUUGAAAACUUGCAGAAUCCGGGCAAGAAUAAAGUCGCGGGAGGAUACUCAACGUGUCAUUUCUGGUCCAAUUUCGAGAUUGGAGAUAUGGACUUUUUCCGCGGAGAAGCUUACAACAACUGGUUCAAAUACCUUGACUCCACUGGAGGCUUCUACUAUGAGAGAUGGGGCGACGCACCGGUGCAUUCCAUUGGGGUCAGUCUAUUUGCAGAUAAAUCAAAGAUCCACUGGUUCAGAGAUUUAGGAUAUAACCACGAUCCAUAUUACAAUUGUGCGAGGACGCCGUUCACACGAAGCUGUAAUGUUGGUAAAUUCACCCGAUGGGAGCACUUGAAUGACCAAAACUGUUUGAUGAAUUGGUUAGAAUAUGAUGAGAUUAAAGAUGUCUAUUGA